AAAAUCCGAGGAAUGGUUUUCUCUGAGGACUCUGCUUGUUGACUAAAUUAAGGAUUAUGUUAUUAGCAGUAAGUGCAUUUCCAGUAGCACUUGUGUUGACUUGGAGUAAAAACACCUGGCAAGGAAAGGAGGUGAUCUUGAAAGUAGGAAACAAAUUUUCACGCUUCAAGUCACAAGAACAGCAUGAACUUUUGGAAGAAAUUAUUGAAGCUAAAUGGCCUUAAAAUGGCAGAUGAGCCUAUGGAAGAAGGUGAACCAUAUUCCUACCACGAUGAAGGAAGUGUGAAAGAAAUUCCUAUUACACACCAUGUGAAAGAAGGAUGUGAGAAAGCAGAUCCAGCACAGUUUGAACUACUUAAGGUUCUUGGACAGGGAUCAUUUGGAAAGGUCUUCCUCGUGAGGAAGAUAAUUGGGCCUGAUGCUGGGCAGCUUUAUGCAAUGAAAGUGUUGAAAAAAGCUUCUUUAAAAGUUCGGGACAGAGUCCGUACCAAAAUGGAGCGAGACAUCUUGGUAGAAGUAAAUCACCCGUUCAUCGUCAAACUGCACUAUGCCUUUCAGACUGAAGGGAAGCUCUAUUUAAUAUUGGAUUUUCUCAGGGGAGGAGAUGUAUUCACACGAUUAUCCAAAGAGGUUAUGUUUACAGAGGAAGAUGUGAAAUUCUACCUCGCAGAACUGGCCCUUGCUUUGGAUCACCUUCACAGCUUGGGAAUUGUGUACAGGGACCUGAAGCCAGAAAACAUUUUGCUUGAUGAAGCAGGACAUAUCAAGUUAACAGACUUUGGACUGAGCAAGGAAUCAGUAGACCAAGAGAAGAAGGCCUAUUCUUUCUGUGGUACUGUAGAGUACAUGGCUCCUGAAGUGGUAAACAGGCGAGGGCACAACCAGAGUGCUGACUGGUGGUCCUUUGGGGUCCUCAUGUUUGAAAUGCUUACUGGUACCCUGCCAUUUCAAGGUAAAGAUCGAAAUGAGACUAUGAAUAUGAUACUGAAAGCAAAGCUGGGAAUGCCUCAGUUCCUCAGCCCCGAAGCACAAAGUCUCCUGAGGAUGUUGUUUAAAAGGAACCCAUCAAAUAGAUUAGGAGCUGGUUCAGAUGGAGUUGAAGAAAUUAAGAGACAUCCUUUUUUUUCUACUGUUGACUGGAAUAAACUGUUCAGAAGAGAAAUUCAGCCUCCAUUCAAACCUGCCUCUGGAAAGCCAGAAGAUACUUUCUGCUUUGAUCCAGAAUUCACAGCAAAAACACCAAAAGAUUCUCCAGGGGUCCCACCCAGUGCAAACGCCCACCAGCUCUUCAAGGGAUUUAGUUUUGUUGCAACUACUACUGUAGAAGACCAUAAAAUAUCACCCCUCACCAACAUCCUGCCCAUAGUCCAGCAGCUUCAUGGGAACAGUGCACAGUUCACUGAUGUCUAUGAACUGAAGGAAGAUAUUGGUGUGGGCUCCUACUCUGUUUGCAAGAGAUGUAUCCACAUAGCUACAAACAUGGAGUUUGCUGUGAAGAUAAUUGAUAAAAGCAAAAGGGAUCCCUCAGAAGAAAUCGAGAUUCUCAUGCGUUAUGGGCAACAUCCAAAUAUUAUUACUUUAAAGGAUGUGUAUGAUGAUGGCAGAUUCAUCUACCUGGUCACGGAGCUGAUGAAGGGGGGGGAGCUGCUGGACCGGAUCCUGCGGCAGAAAUUCUUCUCGGAGCGGGAGGCCAGCGCUGUGCUCUUCACCAUCGCCAAGACCGUGGACUACCUGCACUGCCAGGGGGUGGUGCACAGAGACCUUAAACCCAGUAAUAUUUUAUACACUGAUGAUUCAAACAAUGCUGAUUCCAUCAGGAUUUGUGAUUUUGGAUUUGCAAAACAACUUCGAGGAGAAAAUGGACUACUCCUAACUCCCUGCUACACUGCGAACUUUGUGGCACCAGAGGUUCUCAUGAGACAGGGAUAUGAUGCUGCAUGUGACAUAUGGAGCUUGGGAGUUCUCCUUUACACAAUGUUGGCAGGCUAUACUCCAUUUGCCAAUGGUCCCAAUGAUACUCCUGAGGAGAUCCUAGUACGGAUAGGCAGUGGAAAAUUCUCUCUAAGUGGAGGCAACUGGGACACUGUUUCAGAUGCAGCAAAGGACUUGUUGUCACACAUGCUGCAUGUGGAUCCCCACCAGCGGUACACGGCUGAGCAGGUGCUGAAGCAUUCCUGGAUUGCCUGUAGGGACCAGCUGCCUCAUUAUCAGCUCAACAGGCAAGAUGCCCCACAUCUAGUAAAGGGAGCCAUGGCUGCUACAUAUUCUGCACUGAAUCACAAGACAUUUCAGCCAGUGCUGGAGCCUGUGGCAGCCUCCAGUUUAGCUCAGCGACGGAGCAUGAAAAAGCUCACAUCCACAGACUUAUAGAUCCACUGGGACACCUGAGCAGACACAAGCAAGGGGGAAACCCAACAAGUGGCUCUAUUUUGCCUGACCUGUGAUCAAAAGGCAUCUAUGGUUUCCUGCUACACUACUUGAAUUCUGUAAAAGUCCUUUUUUUAAAAAGAAAAAAAAAAAUCCACAGGUUCAUACUGUGUUUGUUUUACAGGCCGUAUCUGUUAAGUUAAUUUAAACAUCAGGUACACCAUAAUGAAUUUCUCUACACUGUCCUUUGAGAUCUGUUGGAAAUAUUCUUUCACAUUCUGUAUAGUUUUGCUGGGUUCAGUUAAAAAAAAAUGGUUUAGGGGACCGUUGCCCAUGACCAAGUUGUACAUAAAGUGUCAGUGUGAGUUUUGUUGCUUCACACCUUUAGACCCUGCUGUGAAGGGCAAAUUCUUCAUUUUGUAAUUGGGCACUUCAUUGAUUCAACUCAAUUCCUUUCCCUUGCCCAUGACUAUUAUGCAGAGUUGAGCAAUGUGAUGUGCCAGAGUUGAUUCAUCACCGUUGAUUUGGCAGGUCUGUGUUUGCAUGGUGCCAGUAACUGAGGAGGUUCUGUGGAAACACAAACCAAAGGGAUAUGCAAGAUCCUGCACUUCAGUUUGAUCCCUUGUGACCCAAAAGAAAUGCUGGUUAUGGCCUCUAACAGGAAAAUGAACAUUUCUGGUUCUUAGCACAAAUUGUGUCCUGCACUGAGCUGGAGAAAGUCAAUAUGUGCAUAAACUGUCAAAAUUCAGGCUCAGAAACAUUGGUGCCACUUGAAAACAACAUCAUGCAGCUCAAUCCUUUGUUAUUUACAUUUCCCAUCCAUUAGUACAACUACUGUGUUAUUUUCCUCAGCAGUCUUUCCACUAAAUACACCCAAUAUUAGGUUUGUUUGGCAUAUGAGACAAACUGACACUUUAUUUAAAUCAACUUGGCACUUGGGGUUUAUUUUUUAUUUAUUUGACUGUUUUUUUUAAUAGAAGGUUGCUUCUCUCUGACUUUCUCGCCGCAUGUACAAAUAUUACAGAGCAGAAAUGCAAAAUUCUCUUUGCCUAACUGUAGGGGUAGCUUGGGAAAAUAAAUAAGCCUUGCUGUGUGCCCAGGUAAGGGAAUUCUGACCAAGAAAUUUCACAGUUAGGGACAAAUUCCUUUCAGCAUCCUGUGGCCAGCACUCACUCACCCUCUCUGUCUGGUGUUAGGACUUCAGCUGUUCCUUAAUGCUCUGAUGGAGAGGAAAUUAAUUUCAGGGCCAGAAUUACCUUGGGGUUUCCUGACUCAAAACCAAUGCUUACUGCUGGUAGUUGAUUCAGAGAUAUGCUUAGAAGUGUUUUCAAAAGUUGUAGACACUGAGCAACUGUAGUGACAUAGCAGGAUGAUUUUAAAUAUUAAAUAUAUUAGUGACAUUAGACUGUGAAGUGACCAAAACUCAAACAUCAGACUCAUUUGUCAUCAUUGAAUUUUCAAGUGCAAGACCCCAGGGCUGACAGAAAUCAAUGUUUUGAGACAGCAGAAAAAAACCUUUGAGGAGAAUUCUGGCCCAAGCACCAGGAGUGGUGGUGAUAACUCAGAUCUCACAAGAGAUGUUGGCUGGUUUUUGCUUAUACUUGUGAAGGACUUGGUGGUGUUGGAAAUACUUUAGAUAAGCUGCUUUCUUCUGUUGUGGUGGGGGAAGAUGGACAUUAUCUGGCCAAAUAGUUAGGUAUGAAUAUAUGUAGAUUUGAGACUUAAUAAUAUAAGCAAACAUAAGUGUGCCCUUUGUAUCACGCAGAACAUCCCCCAGAUGGAAUUUCUUGAGUGUUUGAUAGAUGUUGGAAGCUUUAGGGGCCAUUUGUGCCUAGUUUUGAGGUGCCUGUUUGAAAUGCUUGAAAGCUUAUCAAAGAACACAACUGCUUACUGGAAAGCUCCUUGUUUAGUACAAAAUCUGCCCCCUUUUGCAGCUGCUCCAUCCUUCUUUUCCUUAAUGAAGACCUUUUCCAGCAAGAAUGCCUGGGAACCUCUUGUCUACACUCUGUCAGGGUCAUUUUGAUGUAAAUUUAAAGAUGACUGCCAGAAGAUUUUUAAUUCACUCAAAAAAAAAAA
Molecule: messenger RNA, 4443 nt
Organism: Cyanistes caeruleus (blue tit)
Lineage: Eukaryota; Metazoa; Chordata; Aves; Passeriformes; Paridae
Gene: RPS6KA6
Product: ribosomal protein S6 kinase A6
Biological process (GO): intracellular signal transduction; protein phosphorylation
Molecular function (GO): magnesium ion binding; protein serine/threonine kinase activity; ATP binding
Source: RefSeq, a predicted model, not a curated record